AUGCCUAUGGUCACUGUUGAUAAGGCGGCCCUGUGCAAGGCGCUGGGUAAAGAAUACACCACCGAGGAGUUCGACCAGCUGUGCUUCGACUUUGGCCUUGAGCUCGAAGAAGAUACCACCGACUGCGACCGGCCAUACGUGAACGGCGUCCAGGAACCCCCGCAGCUCAAAAUUGAAAUUCCCGCCAAUCGCUAUGACCUACUAUGCUUCGAGGGUUUAUCCCUGAUGCUGAAUAUCUUCCUCGGAAGAGCCGAAUCACCGAAUUAUCGAGUAGUCACCCCACCAAGCGGAGAGCUACAAACCCUCAUUAUCAAGCCAGAGACUGAAAGUGUACGACCUUAUGUGGUGGGUGCUGUCUUCCGCAAUAUUCGUUUUGACCAGGCACGGUACAAUUCCUUCAUCGCCCUACAGGACAAACUUCACCAGAACAUUGCCAGACAAAGGACUUUGGUGUCCAUUGGAACACACGACCUUGACACCAUUCAAGGCCCCUUCACAUACGAAGCGUUGCCCCCAAAGGAGAUCAAAUUCACUCCUUUAAACCAGACCAAGUGCAUGGAUGGCGAAGAGUUGAUGGAAUUCUAUGAAAAGGACAAAAACCUUGGCAAAUAUUUACAUAUUAUCCGUGAUUCGCCCUUAUACCCAGUUAUCUAUGAUUCUAAAAGGACCGUCUGCUCCCUACCGCCAAUAAUCAAUGGGGACCAUUCAAAAAUAACAUUGGAUACUCGCAAUGUUUUCAUGGAGAUUACUGCAACGGAUAAGACAAAACUAGAAGUCGUGAACAACAUCAUGGUUACCAUGUUCUCUCAGUGCACAGAUGAGCCAUUCACAAUUGAGCCCAUAAAAAUAGUCUCUGAACACAAUAAAGAAUCACGACAAACUCCAACCCUUAAACCAAGGACAACACAGGCUAGCAUAUCUUACAUUAAUCGAUGCACCGGUCUAUCCCUCUCUGGCCCAGAUGCCUGUCAAUUGCUCAAGAAAAUGUCACUUUCUGCCAAGGUUUCUGAGAAAUCCGAAGAUACUCUUGAUGUUACUAUCCCAGUCACCCGAGCGGAUGUCCUUCAUCAAGCUGAUAUUAUGGAGGAUAUUGCCAUUGCACAUGGUUUUAACGAACUUCCUAAAUCUUUCCCUAGCAAAUCUGGCACAAUUGCCCAACCUCUUCCAAUCAAUAAGCUAGGUGACAUAAUUAGAGGAGAAGCGGCAAUGGCAGGGUGGACGGAAGUGCUCACUUUUGCUCUAUGCUCACACGAUGAGAACUUUGCCUGGGUUAACCGCAAAGAUGAUGGGAAGACGGCUAUCAAGCUCGCCAAUCCCAAAACAGUUGAAUUUCAGGUUGUCCGAACAAGCCUCAUGCCAGGCUUGUUGAAAACAAUCCGUGAAAACAAGAACCACAGCUUACCUAUAAAGAUUUUCGAAGUUAGUGAUGUAGGACUCAAAGAUCUCUCACUUGAGAGGAAGAGUCGCAACGAAAGACAUUUUGCUGCGGCCUGGUAUGGGAAAACAAGUGGUUUCGAGGUUGUUCACGGCCUGCUAGACAAGGUCAUGAUGAUGAUGAAAAGUGCCUUUAUUGUUGGAGAGGAAGGGCUGGACAACGCUGCUGUUAAGGGUUCUCAGUAUUGGAUUGAGGAGCUCAAUGAUCCUACUUAUUUCCCUGGCCACGCUGCCUCUGUACAUCUACGCAUGGAUGGAAAGGAGAGCAUUAUUGGUUCCUUCGGCAUAUUACACCCAACGGUUCUUGACAAUUUUGACUUGAAGUAUCCCGUGAGCGCCCUGGAAAUUAACAUUGAAAGUCUUCUAUGA
Molecule: messenger RNA, 1803 nt
Organism: Nannizzia gypsea CBS 118893
Lineage: Eukaryota; Fungi; Ascomycota; Eurotiomycetes; Onygenales; Arthrodermataceae
Product: phenylalanyl-tRNA synthetase subunit beta
Exons: 8
Coding region: 1-1803 (600 amino acids)
Biological process (GO): phenylalanyl-tRNA aminoacylation
Cellular component (GO): phenylalanine-tRNA ligase complex; cytoplasm
Molecular function (GO): magnesium ion binding; ATP binding; phenylalanine-tRNA ligase activity
Source: RefSeq, a predicted model, not a curated record